GGCCGAACCCUAGAAAUGGUUUACUAUUUCCUACUGUUAGUAAGACCAGAAUGUGCAGUUCAUUUUGGCUAAAUAGUAACAUUGUUUGGUAAAGUAUCUGUGUUGAGGCCAGAAUAAACUGACAGUCUGUGUGCUGCUUAUUUCAGAAGAGCUGAGCAGAUUUAAAGGAAAGGAUCUGGCAUUCGUCUGAGGGUUAAAAUAUAAAGUCCAUGUAUUAUCUCUAUGUGGAAUCAGAAGGGAGGGACACAGGUGAAGUUCAGAACUUCAUUUGUGGCAGCAGCGCAGUGCUUUUGUACACUGUAUGCUGAAGAACAGCUCUUGUUCUGACUGAUGUCUAAAGCAAAGAUGGCUACAUGUCACUGGAUUCUCCUUGUGUGUCUCAUGAUGAAGGCUGCCGCACUGGAUCGGGAAGACUGCAGCGGCACCCCAGAAGACAGAUGUGAUUUUGUUUGUGACUGUAAAGACUGUAGUGAUGAGCAGGACUGUGGUUAUGGAGGACGAGAGUUUGUGUGUGAUUUUGAGCACGAGGGGAAGUGUGGAUGGACUGAAAAUUCAGAAGAAGGUGUGUAUAUGUGGCAGAGACAGCAGAGAGGAAACACUCUUCCUGACAGUGGGCCGUCCUCCGACUACACCACUGGCACUUCCACAGGCUGGUUUAUGGCAGUGACAGCUGUGACUUCAGAUGCCCCGAGAACUGCUGUGCUCGUGUCCCCUACAAUAAAACAUUCCUCUCCUACUUGUCGCCUUCGGCUCAGAUACUUCAUCUGGGACUCAGGUUACACAGGGCUGGGUGAUGCCCCUCUGUGGGGGUCAGUGUUGCAAACUGGCGGCGAGGAAGCUGUAGUUUGGAGGCCAGAGAACUCAAGCUUCCGAGGCUGGAGGGAGGCCACCGUUUACCUUGGCCGUAUUCCGGGCCCUUUCCACAUCCAGCUUCAUUCCAGACGCAGUGAAGGGAAGCAGGGAGAUGUGUCCGUCGAUCACAUGGAAUUUCUAGAUUGUGCCCUGCCAGUUCCUCCUGAAAGUGGAACAUGCAUACCUGGUUUUGUGACAUGUAAGCGGAAGGGAUGUGUGGAGGACUAUAAAGUGUGUGACGGCACGGAUGACUGUGGUGAUGGAACGGAUGAAGAGAACUGUGAGCAGAACAUGAGCUGUGACUUUGAGGAUGGUCUUUGUGGAUGGGACAUAAGGACAAUAUCACCCUUGAAAUGGACAAGAACAAAUCAGAUGAAUAUAUCACUUUCUGAGCCUCAAAAAGGACCUGGUAGAGACCACUCAACUAACACGAUGACGGUCGCAUUUCAAUGUUUAAUUCAGAUGAUAAUGUACACACAUCAGUUUGGCCGAGUGUCGGGCGGACUGUCUGUGUUGGUGGCUGGGACGGAGAUUUAUCCUGUGUGGGAACGUGGAGGUGCUCUUGGGGACUUAUGGGUAAAGGCUGAGGUGGAGUUUGUUGUCAAUAGCACGUUCCAGAUACUAUUUGUUGCUGCCAUUCGAAACCAUACGUAUGGAGGGAUCGCCAUUGAUGAUAUUGUGUUGUCUCCUGAGUGCAUCUUAUCCAAUGAUAAUGCAUCAAUGCCAGUAUUUCCAAAGCCUCCCGCUAAACCUUGCAUAGAGGACAGUCUAAAAAUCUGUGACUUUAAAGAGGACUGUCCUGCUGGAGAAGAUGAAGCUCAGUGUGGGGACUUCUCAUAUGAGAUGGGAAGCUCUGGCUGGACAGAUACUAGUAUAGGGAGCCAGGCCUGGGAGCUAGAAGAGUAUAAUGACACCUUCGUUCAAGAAGAGUUCCUGUUUGUGACUGGUGCUCCUGGGCAGCAGUUAAGUGAAGCUCAAACUCGUACCCCUCUCCUGGGUCCGUCAGGUCCAGCGUGCACCCUUCAGUUCUCCUACAGUCUCAAUGGCAGUAACCCACACAUAGGUAAACUGGCAGUGUAUGUUGUGGACAGUGUGUUUGGGACUCAUGCUGUGCUGUGGAACUUUACUGGAAGGACCAAUAAGAUGGCAGGGACUUGGCUAAAAGAGGAAGUGUAUGUUGGAGCAAGAGAUAAUCGCUUUCAGUUUGAGUUCAUGGCCCAUUCUGAAGCGCUCUCCCCAAGUAACCAGAUUGCAGUGAAGGAUGUGUACUUUGUUAACUGUUCUCCUCUGUAUAUCCCCUCUGGUGAUGUAUCAUGUAAUUUUGAGGUAAAUUUGUGCGGGUGGUCCCAGGACCAAACAGAUAAUUAUGACUGGAAGCUUCAUACUGGAAUGGACCACACUGUCCAUGAUGGUAGAAGUCUGGUGGUGGAUAUGUGGGACACUUCAUUGCGAGGUCUUUCUGGACGUCUCCUCUCAAUCAGACAGUAUAUUCACACUGAGCACUGUCUGUCCUUCUUCUAUAAACUCUACGGGCCAAACACAGGCACUCUCAGUGUAAAGCUGCUAUUUGCUGAUGGCUCAGAAGAGCUGUUGUGGAUGCGCAGCGGUGCCCAUGGUAACGUCUGGCAUGAGGGCCAUUGCCCUGUGCCUCCUCAGCUCUCUGCUUUCCAGCUGGUGUUUGAGGCAACUCGCUCUGGUUUUGAUGGUCAGUUAGCGUUAGAUGAUGUGGCGUUUGUGACGAGACCCUGUUCCUUGCCCACUAUGUGCUCGUUUGAGAGUCAGACUUGUGGCUAUACCAGUUCUACAAAAGCCAGGUGGAUACACCAAAGCUGGGCAAUACACAAAACUGGACCUGAGACCGACCACAGCCUGGAAACAAAAAACGGGUUCUACAUGCUGGCCCACAGCGGUGUGGAUGUCCUUCCAUUGGGCAGUGUGACCACCUUGACCUCACCUGUGCGCAGAGGUUUGACUCACACCGAAUGUGUACAAUUCUGGUACCAUACAGGAGGAGAAAAGUCAGGCACGCUGAAUGUCUAUGUGAAGCCAUCUGAUGGAGACAUGAUACAGAUAUUCUCUAGCAGUGUCGGGCAGGGACAUGCCUGGCGUCAUGGCCAAGGGAACAUCAGCUGGCAUGGGGACUGGCAGCUGCAGUUUGAGGUGAAAGGUGAAGGAGGCUUAUUGAGUUUCAUUGCCAUUGAUGACAUCAGCUACUCGACCCACAGCUGCCCCACACCAGAUAGAGUCUGUGAUUUCGAGAAAGGUUUCUGUGGUUGGUCCAACACUCAGAAUGCAUCUUUAGACUGGUUAGACUGGGACCUGACCAGUGCGCAAGCUGAGAAGUUCUACAGCACACCAGCAUAUGACCACACACUGUACACAGAGGAAGAUGACAGCAAACUCAUAGUAUGGAGGCUGUCUGAAGAAUCCAAACAAGAAUUACUGAUUCUGGAUGAGGGAGGUGGAAACUGGAAAUACUUUAGUGUCAAUUUCACCUCAGAAACCGAGUACCAGAUUGUACUAGAGGGAAUUAAAGGAGAGAAGGGUUUUCUUGCCCUGGAUGACGUGCGGUACACGGUUGGGGUGAACUGUGCUGGACAGAAGAAUGACCAAACCUCAUCAUCUGACAACACAGGAACCACUGUGGCCUCUGUUGUAUUCGUCAUUCUGCUCUUACUGAUUCUCGCUGCCUUGUUUGUGUUCUACCUGAAGACUAAACACAAUGCCAAUGCCUCAGUGGAUACCUCAAACGAAUCUCAUGUAACCUGCACUGGCUUUGGCAAUGAACUGUAUGGUUCUGGAGAUGCUCAAUAUCCCGAUGAGGGGCAUGAGGAUACAAGGCCGUAG
Pimephales promelas (fathead minnow) is the source of this 3699-nucleotide messenger RNA. The record is from RefSeq and is a predicted model, not a curated record. NCBI's taxonomy places the organism in Eukaryota, Metazoa, Chordata, Actinopteri, Cypriniformes, Leuciscidae.